GUGUAUGUAAUGCACACGUUGCGGCCAAGGACGAGAUUGUUUUAUUAGCGCUCUACUGGUUCAUCCCAUCUGACUGAACACAGCAGAUAUCCCGUUACCAGUUCACGACGUGGGCUGUUCUAAUUCCAAUAACUCGUAUGAGCGGGAGCCAUUCUGGGCACGGAGAUCGUAGCGAUGGCGGUGAUGACGUCACUCCCGAAACGAAGUUAUGGCAGCUAAUGGCUGACGGAGAGGUCUACGACGCCGUCAAUUAUGACAAUAAAGAUUAUGCUGACGCCGCCGGUACUGAUGAUGAAGAAUAUUAUGACAACCACGUUGAUAAUGAACUAUGAAGUGUUGUGAAGCUGACUCAAGUAGGAAACGACGACGCCGACGGUGAUGUUAUAUAAAAGACAACAACAAAUACUGUUGCUGCUGGAGACAUGGGAGUGAUUGUGGUGACAAUCACUAAACCAGGUGAUUAGUACAAUAUCAGGAAUAUUAGUAUAAUGAUUAGCAUUGUGAUGCCAACGAUGCCUUCCAUAUAUUAGGAUAUGACGAGCUCUAACAGGAAGAAGCGAGGUGUCAUGAAUGGAUCCAACAAGAAGCUAGGUGUCAUGACUGGGUCCAACACAAAGAAGCUAGGUGUCAUGACUGGGUCCAACACAAAGAAGCUAGGUGUCAUGACGGGCUCCAAUAGAGAGAAGCUUGGUGUCAUAACGGGCUCCAAUAGAGAGAAGCUAGGUGUCAUAACGGGCUCCAAUAGAGAGAAGCUAGGUGUCAUAACGGGCUCCAAUAGAGAAAAGCUAGGUGUCAUAACGGGCUCCAAUAGAGAGAAGCUAGGUGUCAUGACUGGAUCCAACACAAUGAAACGAUGUGUCAUGACGGGCUCCAACAAGAAGAAACUGGGUGUCAUGAAAGGCUCUAGCAGGAAGAAGUGGGGUGUCAUGACUGGAUCGAACAGAAAGAAACGAGAUGUCACGACAUGCUUCAACAGGAAGAGGCUAUGUGUCCUGACAGGCUCCAACAAGAAGAAGCGAGGUGUCAUGACAGGCUCCAACAGGAAGAAGCUAGGUGUCAUGACUGGCUCCAACACAAAGAAACGAGGUGUCAUGACUGGCUCCAACACAAAUAAACGAGGUGUCAUGCCCGGCUCCAACAGGAAAAAGCGGGGUGUCAAGACAGGCCCCAACACAAAGAAACGAGGUGCCAUGCCUGGAUCCAACACAAAAAAAAGAGGUGUCAUGACUGGCUCCAACAGGAAGAAGCGGGGUGUCAUGGUGGGUUCCAACACAAAGAAACGAGGUGUCAUGCCUGGAUCCAACAGGAAGAAGCUAUGUGUCAUGAUGUGCUCCAACAAGAAAAAGCUAGGUGCCAUGACUGGAUCCAACGCAGCGAAACGAUGUUUCAUGACAUGCUUCAACAGGAGGAAGCGAGGUAUCCUAACAAGGUGAAUCCUGAUAUACCGAUGGAGUCAAACGAGAAGUGUUGACAUAGACUGGUACCUCAGCAGAGAUCGCCAAGUACGAGAACACUUUGUGAAACGUUUGUUACCGGUUGCUUUCGUUAACAAAGACCAAGUUCACGUAUCUGCACACAACUUAACAUACUGUUGCUGUUGUUUUUAAUUCUGUUCAUCAUCA
Haliotis rubra (blacklip abalone) is the source of this 1622-nucleotide messenger RNA. RefSeq lists its product as uncharacterized. The record is from RefSeq and is a predicted model, not a curated record. NCBI's taxonomy places the organism in Eukaryota, Metazoa, Mollusca, Gastropoda, Lepetellida, Haliotidae. The coding region runs from base 534 to 1433 and encodes 299 amino acids. The transcript is spliced from 3 exons.